UGAGAAGCACAAGCACCAUUUUACCUUAGGAAUUUUGCUCUCUCUCUCUCUCUCUCAAUCUGCUGAUGUCACUUUCUUUAUUGCUGUUAAAAACUCUCCUAUAUACUUUGUUCUCACACUUGUAGAGAUGAAGAGACAGAGAGAAAGAGGGAACAAACAAGGAGCUUCUGUUUCUAGUUUCUAGCUUCUAGCCUCCUUCUAAGCUCAACAAGUCAGAAAAAGAAAAAGAAAAAAAAAAAAAACUGCCUUUGCCUUAUCCCAGAUAACUGAUUUGGUUAGCCAUGAACAACAGUGUUCCUGAUUGGAAUUUUGGGAGUGAUUCCUGUGUCACCACCACCAAUCAAAAGAAGGCCAUGGGGGUGGACCAAGAACUUGUAGAGCUCCUAUGGCAAAAUGGCCAGGUUGUGUUGCACAGCCAAACACAUAGAAAACCGGUUGUGAAUUCGUUCGCACCGAGGCCAGUUCUGAAAAACUUUCAAUCAAGGACUAGUGAGCCGUUUGGGAACUCAAGUAACUUGAUUCAAGAUGAUGAGACGGUCUCAUGGAUCCAAUACCCUCUCGAGGAUACAUUGGAACAAGAAUUCUGUUCAAACCUUUUAUCUGAACUGCCACACUGUGAAGUUGAGUCCUAUAAGCAAAUCAAGCCAUUUGAAGAGGGAAAGUUUACCAAAUUGGAUGCCUCUAGUGCCCCCCAUGUGACUGUAAGUUCACAAUCACCUACUAUGAAAUCUUCCCCUUUUCAGGAAUUCUCAGGAAUUCCUAUACCUGCUCCAAGAUUCCAUGUUUCUGAUUCACCUCAGAAAAACAAUAAUGACUUGGGUGGAUCAUGUAAGGUCCAAAACUUCUCUCACUUUUCAGCACCCCUUAAUGUUUCUUCAGCGUCGCCUAAUGCACAUUUUAGAGACAAAAUUACUGGUAGCAUGUCAAAAAAUGAGAUCAGAGAGGGCUCAUUGAUGACAAUUGGUUCAAGUUACUGUGGUAGCAAUCACAUCCCCCAAGAUCCAGAUGCAAGCAGGGCAUCAAGCAACGGUAUUUGGACUGCUACUUUAUCGGUUGAGCCUGAAGCUGAUAGAGAUGAUGUGCCGAGAACAAUUCCUCAGAGUGAGAAAGGGAAAUCAGAGAUGCUUGAACCAACUACGACGUCUUCUUCUGGUGGAUCAGGUAGUAGUCUUGGAAAAACUUGUUCCUUAUCCACCAGAAACCAGGGCCAAAAGAGAAAAGGAGUGGAUGUGGAAGAAUCUGAGGAUCAAAGUGAGGAAACUGAACUUAAAUCAGCAACUGGAAACAAGGCAUCUCAACGGGCAGGUUCGGCUAGAAGGAACCGUGCUGCUGAAGUGCACAAUCUGUCAGAAAGGAGAAGGAGAGAUAGGAUCAAUGAGAAGAUGAAGGCAUUGCAACAACUCAUACCUCACAGUAGCAAGACAGACAAAGCAUCAAUGCUGGAAGAGGCAAUUGAAUACUUGAAAUCACUUCAGUUACAACUUCAGCUAAUGUGGAUGGGAUCUGGCAUGGCACCAAUGAUGUUUCCAGGAAUUCAGCACUAUAUGUCACAAAUGGGUAUGGGAAUGGCUACACCUCCUUUCCCUCCAGCUAUUCACAAUUCAAUGCAAUUACCGCGAGUGCCGCUUGAUCAGUCUGUGUCUGCAUCUCAGACACCAAACCAGACAUUAAUGUGCCAAAAUCCUAUUCUAGGAGCCUUCAAUUACCAAAAUCAGAUGCAAAAUCCAGCUCUAUCAGAGCAAUAUGCGCGUUUCAUGAGCUAUCACCUUAUGCAAAAUGCCUCUCAGCCAAUGAAUGUAUUCAGAUAUGGUCCCCAGGCAGUACAACAUAGUCAAACAAUGAUUACACCCGGCAAUAGCAGUGGAAACAUGAGUGGAGCAGCUAAUAUUGAUGAGGCUGUGAGUGGCAAAAUGGGUUAGUUAAUUUAGAAGCGCCCUUACAAGAUCCUACGACUAACAAGAUAAUUGCAAGAUGAUAGAAGCCCGUGUAUGCUUUCACAGUAUGUGUCUGCCUGCUCAUUUAUAUAUAUAUAUACAUAUAUGUAUGAAUUUACCAGUGACUGUACAAUAUUGUUCAAUUCAUAACAAAAGCAACAAGAAGAAUGGAGGAAAAUUAAAAUAAAAUAAGAGUUAUGAGAUCUAGAGGUGAAUACCUCCACAAAAAUUGGUUUCUGCCGUGCAAUGCUACAAUAAAUUUAUUGUACAGAAAUUAGUUUCAGUAAAAGUGGCUGGCUACCUUAAAACUAAAAGUAAUACAGUUGUUCUUUUCUUAUCAUGCAUAACCACUAUAACAAUUGCUUGGACACUGAUAUAUGAAGGGUCCUCCUUAUUUGAUGUUAAAUGGAACAUAAUAUAUUUGUGUGGAUUUUCUUGUGCUGAUGUGCAUAAGCACAGUAAAGGCAGGGCAAUAAUUAGUAGUAUGUCAUCCACUUUGUUUAAAGAUGUAAUAUUUAGUUAAUGUGAAAGGACUUAAAUUAAGAUGCAUCCCUAGCCUUAACAUGCUAGCUUUAGAUGGAGAUGAUUUAUUCAACUAGAUUAGGUCAUCCUUUUAUCCUUGGCUUACAUGAUGUCCUAGCCUCCUAGGGUGAUUGCAUGACCAAAGCACAAUAUUUUGCCAAAAGCAACAUGUUGGGUGAGCAUGCAUAAGCUUGAAAAGGUUAGAUGAUGCAUGAUUAAUUGCUCCUUUCUCUCUCUCAACUAGAACUAACUUAACAUUUUUUCUGAUGUCGUCAGAUAGUAAUUAUUCACAGGUUGAAUGCUGAACAUUACAAUUUUUACCUUAUCCUGAAAAAAUGUCAUGAAAAUUGAAUAUGUACCCUCCACUUUGUGUGUGAUGCUUUUAUCUUUAGUCAAGCUAAAAUAAAUAUUGUUGGGGUGGUCCAUGCAUAAAAAUUAAAGCUAGUCAACUAACUGCUAAAAUUUGUAUACCACUAAGUAUUUGUACCAAGUUGUGUAUCUUGUCAUGGGGCCUCAAAAAUAGACACUUGCUCAAUCCAUGACUUAUUGCGGUCCCCUAGGAAUAGCCAUGAUUGAAACAAACAAUAAUACCUAAGCAACUAACUCACACUUUAAAACCUUUGGUCAUGGUUUUGUUACAUAUCAUAAUCCAUACUUUAUGACUCCAUUUGCACAAGUCACCUCCAAUUUGCUAUGUUCCUUCUUCAUUAGCUUCCUUUUUUUUUUCCCCUACUUUCCAGGUUCUUCCACCUUUAACUAAUAGCAGUCCCUGAAACAUCCUUAAUUGGAGGGUUUGGAUGGUGGAAUCAACCAUGAAAGCGCCAAGAUAUGCACCAAAUUUGUGUAGUGUGGUGGCCAUGCAAUUUGUGUCUAAUGGAGAGUUUUUGUUGUCUAACUUCGAGAAAUUGUAGUAGACAGGUCCUUCAUUAUGGGCCAGUUUUGUUCUCAGCUCCUAUGUCCCAUCAGGUAGAGCAUUUUCCACUGUUUGUAGAUCUGGCAAGUAACAUGAUGACAUAAUUUUUUUUGGCAGAAAUAGGCAAUCAUUGUGUCUCAAUA
This is a messenger RNA of Cajanus cajan (pigeon pea), 3512 nucleotides long. RefSeq names its product transcription factor PIF4. The record is from RefSeq and is a predicted model, not a curated record. Gene Ontology annotation, biological process: regulation of DNA-templated transcription. NCBI's taxonomy places the organism in Eukaryota, Viridiplantae, Streptophyta, Magnoliopsida, Fabales, Fabaceae. Gene Ontology annotation, molecular function: DNA-binding transcription factor activity; protein dimerization activity.